AUGACUGCGGGCGAUGCCGCUGCUGGGGAUGGUCCCGGCGGGCCCGGCCCCGGCCCCGCCCAGGCACGACCUCAACCCAAGCGCACCCGAACCCGAACGGGCUGCCUCAACUGCCGGCGCAAGAAGCGCAAGUGUGACGAGAGCCGGCCGUCGUGCGGGGCGUGCCUCCGGCGCGGCCACGCGUGCGAAUGGGGCCUCAAGGUGACAUUUCGCGCCGAGAAUGCGCAGCACCUUGACGAGUCGCACCCGUCGAUGCGGCUGUCGGCUCGCCACUUCCCGAGGGAAUUUAAGAUUCUCGAUGUCACGGCGGAGAUUAUCCGCGACUACGACACCACGUCGCCGAUGUGGGAACUCUACAUGUCGUCUUCUUCGUCGGCCAGGUGCGAGCGGCCCGGUGUGGUGACGACGGCAAGGAGCGACAGCAGUUACACCCUCGGCACGCCGGUUCUGUUGGCCAGGGGCACGCCGUCGAAUGCUAUGCCAAGCUCGAGUCUGUUGCUGGGCCAGAACGCCUCAUCGAACCUCGACAUACCCACCCCGCAGAUCGCCGCCGCCGCCCAUGGUGUAUACCCUGCUUCCCAGGGGCAGUCUAUGUCACCUGCGUCGGUGCAGCACUCUGACGGCGCCGUCGCCAGCCUGAUCUACCUCAGUCAGGGCGGCGAGCGUGCUUACACAUCACAGGCGGAGCCCUCUGCUACUAUAUCGAUACCAAGGGCGACGACGGUCGGCGGGCCCGGGCACCCUGGAACAUCUGUCGCCCAUUUUCUCGACCACGGAGUGCUUCCGCCGCCGACCCCGGAGGGCGUCGCUGUCGAUGACGGCGUGUUCCUGCCUGGCUCCGCGUACCACGAGCUGCACUCGACACUUCGGAGUCGGCUGAUCCAGGAAGGCAUGUCGACCGCGCCAAGCCGGCAAGACACGCCCGUCGCCGACAACGAAUCGGACGCUCCCGACCCGCCCAAGUCGCUCCCGGCAUCCGACUCGCCGUCCCCGAGCCAAUCCCAACCCCCCAUCCUGUCUAGCGAGGUCGAGUGCCGGCUGUGGCGCAACUGGUUCGACGAGAUUGCGCCGUGGCUCGACAAGUUCGACAAUAAGCGGCACUUCCAGCACAUCAUCCCGACCAUGGCUUCAUCGCACGAGCACCUGCGCUACGCGAUCCUCGCCCUCUCCGCGCGCCAGACCGAGCUCGUCGACAGCCAGCCGACGGACAAGAGCCUGGCGCUGUACCAGGAGGCCAUCCACGCGCUGCUGCCGCGGCUGCCGUCGCGCGGCACUGCCGUCAUCGCGUCGUGCGUCGUGCUCUGCGUGCUGGAGAUGCUCAGCUGCUCGCCCAAGGCGUGGCAGCGCCACCUGGACGGCUGCGCGAGCCUCAUGGAGGCGGUCGGCAUCGACGGCUGCUCCGGCGGCGUCGAGCAGGCCCUCUUCUGGACCUUUGCCCGCAUGGCCGUCUGCGGCGGCCUCAUCUCCGAGGUCAAGACGCUCAUCCCCGUGAACCGCUGGGUCAGGCGCCACGGCAGCGGAGGUGGCCUCGGGGAUGCCGCCGCGCUCUUCCGCCGCCAGACCGACUUUGCCUCGUGGGCCAACUACGCCGUCUACCUCCUCGCCCAGGUCAUCGACCUGCUGAUGCCCGCGGCCGCGACCUCGCCCCGCACGCCGCCGAGCACAAGCGCCGAGCUCGACGACUCAGGAAAAGGCCGCGCGCGUUGGCUCGAGCUGUGGGAGCACGUCUGCGGGUGGCACGACGGCCGUCCGGAGCCUCUCCUCCCCGUGCUGACCAUCCCCUCCUCCGACCACCGCUCGCCCUUCCCGACCAUCCUCUUCUCCAACCCGGCCGCCAUCUCCGGCAACCAGCUGUACCACACGGCGUCGAUCCUGAUGCUGCAGAACCAGCCGCGCGCCGGCUCCGGCGCGCACCUGCUGCGGCGGCGCAGCGUGCUCUGGCACGCCCGCCGCGUCUGCGCCAUCAGCAUUUCCAACCACGACCACGGCGCCUGGACUAACAGCGUGCAGCCGCUGUGGAUCGCCGGCCGGUGCAUGAGCAACCCGGCGGAGCACAGGGCGAUCCUGACGCUGCUGGCCAGGAUUGAACGCGAGUCGGGCUGGGGGACGAGCUGGCGGGCGGAGGACUUGAAGGCGUACUGGGGUGAUUUGGGGGAGUAG
This is a messenger RNA of Cordyceps fumosorosea ARSEF 2679, 2160 nucleotides long. RefSeq names its product Zn(2)-C6 fungal-type DNA-binding domain protein. The transcript has a single exon. Bases 1 to 2160 code for a protein of 719 amino acids. Gene Ontology annotation, cellular component: nucleus. Gene Ontology annotation, molecular function: transcription cis-regulatory region binding; DNA-binding transcription factor activity, RNA polymerase II-specific; zinc ion binding. Gene Ontology annotation, biological process: positive regulation of transcription by RNA polymerase II. Lineage: Eukaryota; Fungi; Ascomycota; Sordariomycetes; Hypocreales; Cordycipitaceae. The record is from RefSeq and is a predicted model, not a curated record.